CCCAGCUGUCCACGGCAGAGACAGACCAGACCCUUCCUGUGGGCCAGCACCUCUCACACCUACUCCUCCUCCAGCUCAGGAGCAUCAUGUCUGUCAGACAGCAGAACUUCAGCUCCAGCGCCACUGUGGGCGGAUGGAUGCGACAGCGUACCUCCAAAGGGUAUCUUCGUUGCAGCGCUCCCAGCGUGCAUGGAGGAGCGGGCGGCUACGGGACGCGCAUCUCCUCCUCCUCCUCUGUCUUCGGCCACUCGGGCUCUCUGGCCACAGGUGGCGAGUUAACCACCGGAGGGAAGUUCACCAUGCAGAACCUUAACGACCGUCUGGCCUCCUACCUGGAGAAAGUGCGCUUUCUGGACAACAGGAACAAGGAGCUGCAGCUGAACAUCGACGAGUUCUGCAUGAAGAAAACUUACGUCACCAAAGACUACAAAUCCUACUUUUCCACCAUCGAGGAUCUGAAAGCAGAGAUCUCAAAAGCCUAUUUGGAGAACCAGAGGAUGCUCCUGCUGAUUGAGAACUCCAAACUUGCAGCAGAUGACUUUAAAAACAAGUAUGAGAUGGAGAUGAACAUGAGGAAGACGGUGGAGGCUGACGUGCUUCAACUCCGAGGGAUGCGGGACUGCCUGACUCUCGCCAUCAGCAGCCUGGAGAUGACCGUGGAGGAAACGAAGGAGGAUCUAAUCUGCAUGUCCAACAGUCACAAAGAGGAGAUGGAGCAGCUGCGACUGCAGGGCGCGGGGAAGGUUAACGUAGAAGUGGACGGCGAUGAGUCCAUCGAUCUGGAGAAGGUCCUGGAGGAGAUGAGGGAGCGGUACGAAGCCAUCAUGAAGAAGAACAAGGAGGGAGUCGAGAAAUGGUUCCAGUCCAAGACGGAAACUCUCCAAGAACAAAUCCUCACCUGCACGACAGAGGUGAAGACGUACCAUUCAGAGAUCUCCAAGCUGAAGAGGACCUACCAGGCUCUGGAGAUAAGCCGGCAGUCUCUGUGCACCGAGAUGCUGUGCAUGCAGCAGAACAUCUCUGACGUGAACAGCCAGUACUCUGUGAAGCUCAGCCAGUACCAGACGGUCACCACCGCCCUGGAGACGGAGCUGCAGGCCCUGCAGGCGUCUAUGGCACAGCUGCAUAUCAAGUACUCCUCGCUGCUGGACCUGAAGACCAGGCUGGAGGCGGAGAUCGUAGAGUACAGGAGGCUGCUGGAAGGAGAGGCGUAUGAGCAAAAGAAGGCAGUGAUCAUCAAGCAGGUGACGGAGCAAGUUGAAGAGCAAAAACCCCUCAUCGAGAAGAGAGUGAAGACCAUUGUGGAGGAACUGGUUGAUGGAAAGGUUGUGUCCUCUUCUGUUGACACCCAAGUGCACACCAUCCAGUAACUUACCAAAACCUGCUGGGUUAAUUAUUUACCUGCAGAUUUUACUUUGCCAGAUGUUCUUUUAAGGUAUUAUCUUCAGACUUGAAAAUGUAACACACUUGGUUUAUGUGCUGGUCUUUGCUUUUGGAAAAAAAUAUUAACCUGAAACUAAAAUAAAAUAUUUCAAAAACAGAGUUGAGGUUGUCAACUAUGGCUCAUAAAUGUGUAUAAUUUGCGCAGACUUCAAAAGAAAGCCAGCACCGUCACAACAGACUCCACAAAGAUUGUUUUUUUCCCCUCUCCACUUUCAUCUAAUAAUGAUUUGGAACUUUAAAAACCAAAUCCAGCAGACCCAGAAACAGCUUUUAUGCCUAUGCGGUCUAAACUAACCCCCCAUAUGGCUUAAUGGACAGAAUGCAGUAAAUAUCCCGAUUUCUGUUAACCUUCGUUUUAUUUAAAAUGUAAUGUUAUUUUGUAUAUAUCUGUAUUUGAUAUUCACACUGCCAAACGAAAGCUGUAAAACCGAUGGUCAUUGUGUGAGACAAUGGCAAUAAAAGCUACUGUAUUCUA
Fundulus heteroclitus (mummichog) is the source of this 1918-nucleotide messenger RNA. RefSeq names its product keratin, type I cytoskeletal 20. Gene Ontology annotation, molecular function: structural molecule activity. Lineage: Eukaryota; Metazoa; Chordata; Actinopteri; Cyprinodontiformes; Fundulidae. The coding region runs from base 87 to 1370 and encodes 427 amino acids. The record is from RefSeq and is a predicted model, not a curated record. The transcript has 9 exons.